This is a messenger RNA of Oncorhynchus masou masou (cherry salmon), 1803 nucleotides long. RefSeq names its product sodium- and chloride-dependent GABA transporter 2-like. The transcript has 14 exons. Gene Ontology annotation, molecular function: gamma-aminobutyric acid:sodium:chloride symporter activity. Gene Ontology annotation, cellular component: plasma membrane. Lineage: Eukaryota; Metazoa; Chordata; Actinopteri; Salmoniformes; Salmonidae. The record is from RefSeq and is a predicted model, not a curated record. Bases 1 to 1803 code for a protein of 600 amino acids. Gene Ontology annotation, biological process: sodium ion transmembrane transport.
AUGAUGCCCAGCACAGCCAAUGGCCAAGCAAAACUAAAGGAGCUGGAAGCGCGGGGAAACUGGGGGAGUAAAGCCGAGUAUAUUUUAACGGUGAUGGGAGCUAUAAUUGGACCUGGAAACGUGUGGAGAUUCCCUUACUUGUGUUACAAAAACGGAGGGGGUGUGUUCUUCAUUCCAUAUGUUUUGUUCUUGGUGACAUGCGGGAUCCCGCUAUUCUUCCUGGAGACUUCUCUGGGACAAUACACCAGCCAGGGAGGAAUAACAUGUUGGAGGAAGAUGUGUCCGCUAUUUGAGGGUAUGGGCUAUGCCUGUAACCUUGUCAUCUCAUUCAGUGCCAUCUCCUAUAUUGUGAUCUUGGCAUGGGCCUUUUUCUAUCUCUUCUCCUCCUUCAGUGCAGAGCUACCCUGGGCAAGCUGCGGAAACUGGUGGAACACUGACUCAUGCAUGGACGACAGCAAGCAGAAUCGCAGCACCAACCUGACAUCAAGACAGAAUACCACACUACCAGUCAUGGAGUUUUGGGAGCGCAGGGUGCUGAACAUUUCCGGGGGGAUCGAGAAGAUGGGCAACAUCAGAUGGGAGCUGGCGCUGUGUCUCCUUCUCACCUGGGUCAUCUGUUACUUCUGUGUCUGGAAGGGAAUUAAGUCCACAGGCAAGGCUGCUUACUUUACGGCCACAUUCCCAUAUGCCAUGCUCCUGGUCCUGCUGAUCCGCGGUGUCACUCUGCCUGGAGCCAUAGACGGCAUCAUCUUUUACAUUUACCCUGACAUCUCUCGCCUCACAGACCCACAGGUGUGGAUGGAUGCAGGCACACAGAUUUUCUUCUCCUAUGCUAUCAGCUUGGGGUUUCUCACAUCCCUGGGCAGCUACAACAGUUACAACAACGACUGCUACAAGGACUGUUUUUACCUGUGUCUUCUAAACAGUGGCACCAGCAUCGUGUCAGGCUUUGCAAUCUUCUCUGUUUUGGGCUUCAUGACCUAUGAACAGGGGGUGUCCAUUGAAGAGGUGGCUGAGUCAGGUCCUGGGCUGGCAUUUAUUGUGUACCCUCGAGCAGUAGCCAUGAUGCCCAUGUCUCAGAUCUGGUCUGCCUGUUUCUUCAUCAUGAUCAUCCUUCUGGGUCUGGAUAGCCAGUUUGUUGGGCUGGAGUGUUUGAUGACAUCUGUUGCGGAUCUGUUCCCUACCUAUCUGCGCCGUGAGUUCAGGAGAGAGCUGCUGUUGCUGGCUAUCUGCACAAUAGGCUUCAUACUGGGGCUUGCCCUGGUCACAGAGGGAGGGAUGUACCUGCUUCAGCUGCUAGACCACCAUGUGUGCAGUGGGACCACCCUGCUACUGCUGGCCAUUUGUCAGUCUGUCUGCAUUGCCUGGGUCUAUGGUGCUGAACGUUUCUAUGGUAACAUCAGUGAUAUGAUUGGCUACAGACCUCUGCCUUUGAUGAAGUACUGCUGGCUCUACAUCACUCCUACAGUGUGCACAGCUACCUUCAUCUUCUCCAUAGUCAAGUACUCACCAUUGAAGUUCAGCAACACAUAUGUUUAUCCGGUCUGGGCUAACAUCAUUGGCUGGUUCAUUGCCACUAUCUCCCUCUCCUUCAUCCCGCUAUGGAUGGUCUACAAAAUGGCCAACAGCAAUGGAACCCUGCACCAGCGAUUCUCUGUGCUCUGUCGGCCUGUGGACGACCUCCCCGUGAACCACACAUGCAGAUCAGAUGGCCCUCUUCAUCUGGCGACCUCUGACGUCAUGAGCUCCAGCAUGGAGCUGAAGCCUCUGUCCUUCACAGCGGGAGAUAAGGACGCACUGUGA